This is a messenger RNA of Spodoptera litura, 1301 nucleotides long. Its product is annotated as protein spaetzle. Gene Ontology annotation, molecular function: Toll binding; growth factor activity. Gene Ontology annotation, cellular component: extracellular region. NCBI's taxonomy places the organism in Eukaryota, Metazoa, Arthropoda, Insecta, Lepidoptera, Noctuidae. Gene Ontology annotation, biological process: innate immune response; central nervous system formation. The record is from RefSeq and is a predicted model, not a curated record.
AAUAUAAAUACAAAGAAUCAGUUUACCGUACACAUAAGUCAGUAACUGUCGAGAGAGGGACUAGAGUGCACGUGUCUUGUAUAUAUGUCAUAUUGAGCUGUAAUCGUGCAAUAUGUUCUUCGGCAUCUACCUUGUUAUCUGCAUGCUGAGCAGCUUGCAGUUAGCAAAUGGAGCAUCGACAACAAAAGAAAGCGACUCUUUCAUAGUAUUCCCUGGACCAACACAAGAUAUAAAGAAUCGUUACGGAAAUGUUGUACCCGAAAAGUGCAAGGAUAUGAACUUCUGCACUGUGAAACCUAAUGACUACCCUCAAGAUCUGUUUAAUAAAAUUUUCAAAGGAAAAUUUAAGGAACCAAUAUUCCAGCCAACAUUUAUGAUGACAGAUGAUCGCCAAGGCGACCCAGACGAAGUGGAUGACUGUGACACUGUCGUGACGUUCGAGCCGCUUUACAAAGUAAAGUCCUUGGAAGGAGAGUGGCGCACAGUGGUCCAAGCUCCAGAAGAGAAUUAUUUACAGAUGGUGCGAAUUGAAUCAUGCAAAUCAGUUGGAAGUGCCUGUUUUACAUCGUUCAGGGAUCCUACGGGGCUGAAACCAUUUUGCAAACAAAAGUAUAGCGUAUGGGAGUUCCUCGUCCACGAUGGUAAAAAUGGAACAGAAAAAAUCAAAGUGAAUCUACCCACCUGCUGUGCCUGCCAAUAUAAGAGGUCACUGGCAUAAAGCCGGUUGCAUUAACGUGGGAUGACGAAAUAAGAUAAAUAAAAUGUUUGGUUACACAAGACGGACAACAAUGAACUACCUAUUUAUGCGUAAUUUAAUUAUGUACUUCGAAAAAUAAUCUUAGUAGGUAGGUUUCUCAUUUUGCCUCGUUGGUCAAGUGGAUCGCAAGUGGAACAUGCCAAGGAAGAAAUUUAGGGUUAAAUUCCAACAAGUAUUACUGAUUAAUAGUUUUAAAAAAUUCGCAGUUACAGUUUAAAACAUGAAAUUGUGCCUGGUGUACCUACAGCAGCGUCACGUCUAUUACAUGGCCCAAAUGAAUGAAAAUUGGGCAUUAUAUUUAACAUAAUUUUAGAACGCAAGCCGCUGCCUUCAUCACAAACAAUUGUUAAAAAUUACAUACCUACUUAAUACAUUUUUAUUAUUUGCUGAUCACUGCAAACUAUUAUAGGUUAGGCUCUAAUGAUGUAGAAGUUAGGUAACUUAUGGCAUUUAACUAGGUAUUUCAUAAUAGUACCUUUAUUCUUAUUUAUUUAGGCUAUGUCUUUAUAUUAUUACUAGUCAUAUUGAAAUAAAAAUAUAAUAA